Molecule: messenger RNA, 5089 nt
Organism: Castor canadensis (American beaver)
Lineage: Eukaryota; Metazoa; Chordata; Mammalia; Rodentia; Castoridae
Gene: Dmtf1
Product: cyclin D binding myb like transcription factor 1
Biological process (GO): regulation of transcription by RNA polymerase II
Cellular component (GO): nucleus
Molecular function (GO): DNA-binding transcription factor activity, RNA polymerase II-specific; RNA polymerase II cis-regulatory region sequence-specific DNA binding
Source: RefSeq, a predicted model, not a curated record
AAGGAAACCUUACUUGUUUUCUUGUGGUCCUUUUUUAUUUCCCUUUAAUAACGUUUCCGUUUUUGUUGUGUAGUCCAGUGAAGGAGAGGUGGGCUUGGGUGGGGUUGAGUGGGACGGGUGUCGCCCCAAGUCCCCCACCCUCUUUUCCUUUUUCAUGUUUGUGUGUCAGACUCUCCUUCCAUCGGUUUGGGUUCAGCCUUUGCUGAGCGGUCCCAGGGGUCGCUGGCCGCUGCGUGUGUCUCUCUCCCCCGUCUGGCCGGGGUGCGGGAGAGUCCUAACCCAAGACCGAAAAUCCGCCAGGACGUUUUCGAAAUUUUAAAACCUGUUUUGCCCUCUAAAAUGGGCUUCGUUUUGAGACCCUCCUCAGGGGACGAGGUUAGAGGGUUUUCCCUCAUCCCUGGAGUAGACUCCAGAGAAGCGGCCCGCUGUUCGUGCAGUCAAAUGACACAGCGUGUGUUUGGGUCGGGGAGGAAACGGCGGCGACGGUUCCCCGACGGCUGCCCGGCCGCCGCCUCAUUCAUUCCUCACGGUCGUGACGCCGCGGGCGGGGACGUCUGAGAAAAUGCGCGCUCCGAGCUAACUUAACACUCCCAGUCCGGUGCUCCAAAUAAUGCCACCUGUUCGUUUGUUUUUUAAUUGCAACUGUGGUUUUCAUUCGGGAACGACAACUAUUUGUAGCUCUUAGGCUCCAGUUCAUGUCAGAAAAUAAUCUUUGAUUGUUUUUGAAAGUUUUACGAAAAUAAUCUUUGAUUGUUUUUGAAAGUUUUACGAAUAAAAUAAUCUUUUAUUGUUUGUCCUUUUUCGGUUAUGGAUAUUUGUGUGUGGGGGGGGUUCCUAUUCAGAUUUCUUUUAGUUGGUUUCAAAUUCGUGUUUUAAGUAACUUUGAGGAUUAUUGGAUCUUGAUUAUUUUAGUAAUUCGAGUAAUUGACCACGCACUACUUGAACGAAUUCCAGCUGUUGGUGAUAACGCGCCAAAAUUUUAGCCUUUUAUUAGGGUGGUAAAGUAUUAAGAUUUACAAACUUAGUUCAGAUUUAGAAAAAUAAAAGUUUAAAAUUAUAUUUCUUAACACUACAAAAAUACCAUGCUGAGCGAAUAACAACUUGGUGAGGGAAUGAAGUAGUUGUUUUUUCCAGUCACAAAUAAUAGCUUGAUCCUAUCUGGGUACCUCUCAUUCCUCAAGUGUGUGCUACAAAACUGUAAUUUUUUAAUGCACUAUUUUAGUUGAUAGGCUCGCCCCAAAAUUCGCUUUGGGGGCUGAAUAGAACCUGCCUACCCAUGAAUCUCUGUAAUUGACAGUUCAGCUAUAAGAUGCAGCCAAAAUGCUAUUCUUGCCCCGUCUUCAUCAUUUAAUCAUGUAAAUGGACUCUAAAAAGGAAGGUGUAUAAUUGUAGACUCACACGUACACCAAGGAUAAGAUUGGAAGAACCACACCAAGGUGAAAACCCUCAUUUUCUGAGUGUUACAGAGAUCAGAACAUGGGAGAGAAACAAUCUGGAUAACAUGAAAGUGAUGCUGCUGACUAAGGGAAGGCAACCUGAUUCUAUGGGAAGGGCUGUAACUGAAUCAAUCAUUGUCUAGAUUUGAGUAUGAGCACAGUUGAAGAGGAUUCUGACACAGUAACAGUAGAAACUGUGAACUCUGUGACUUUGACUCAGGACACAGAAGGGAACCUGAUUCUUCAUUGCCCUCACAAUGAAGCUGAUGAAAUAGACUCAGAAGAUAGUACUGAACCUCCGCAUAAGAGGCUUUGUUUGUCCUCUGAGGAUGAUCAGAGUAUUGAUGAUUCUACUCCUUGCAUAUCAGUUGUUGCACUCCCACUUUCAGAAAAUGAUCAGAGCUUUGAGGUGACCAUGACUGCAACCACAGAGGUGGCAGAUGAUGAUCUUACUGAGGGAACUGUGACACAAAUCCAGAUAUUGCAGAAUGAGCAAUUAGAUGAAAUAUCUCCCUUGGGUAAUGAGGAAGUUUCAGCAGUUAGCCAAGCAUGGUUUACAACUAAAGAAGAUAAGGAUUCUCUAACUAACAAAGGACAUAAAUGGAAGCAGGGAAUGUGGUCCAAGGAAGAAAUUGAUAUUUUGAUGAACAAUAUCGAACGCUAUCUAAAGGCACGCGGAAUAAAAGAUGCUACAGAAAUCAUCUUUGAGAUGUCAAAAGACGAAAGAAAAGAUUUCUACAGGACUAUAGCAUGGGGUCUGAACCGGCCUUUGUUUGCAGUUUAUAGAAGAGUGCUUCGCAUGUAUGAUGACAGAAACCAUGUGGGAAAAUAUACACCUGACGAAAUUGAGAAGCUCAAGGAGCUCCGGAUAAAGCAUGGCAAUGACUGGGCAACAAUAGGGGCGGCGCUAGGAAGAAGUGCAUCCUCUGUCAAAGAUCGGUGCCGACUGAUGAAGGAUACUUGCAACACAGGGAAAUGGACAGAAGAAGAAGAAAAGAGACUUGCAGAGGUGGUUCAUGAAUUGACAAGCACUGAGCCAGGUGACAUAGUCACACAGGGGGUGUCUUGGGCAGCUGUGGCCGAGCGAGUGGGUACCCGCUCAGAAAAGCAGUGUCGUUCUAAAUGGCUCAACUACCUAAACUGGAAACAGAGUGGAGGUACUGAGUGGACCAAGGAAGAUGAAAUCAAUCUCAUCCUCAGGAUAGCAGAACUUGAUGUGGCUGAUGAAAAUGACAUAAACUGGGAUCUAUUAGCUGAGGGAUGGAGCAGUGUCCGUUCACCACAAUGGCUUCGAAGUAAAUGGUGGACCAUCAAAAGACAAAUUGCAAACCAUAAAGAUGUUUCGUUCCCUGUUUUAAUAAAAGGUCUUAAACAGUUACAUGAGAACCAGAAAAACAACCCAGCGCUUUUGGAGAAUAAAUCAGGAUCUGGAGUUCCAAACACUAAUUCCAAUUCCAGUGUACAGCAUGUUCAGAUCAGAGUCGCCCGCUUGGAAGAUAAUACAGCCAUCUCUCCAAGUCCCAUGACAGCAUUGCAGAUUCCAGUCCAGAUCACCCAUGUCUCUUCAACAGACUCCCCUGCUGCUACUGUUGACUCAGAAACAAUAACACUAAACAGUGGAACACUACAGACAUUUGAGAUUCUUCCAUCUUUCCAUUUACAGCCCACUGGCACUCCAGGCACCUACCUACUUCAAACAAGCUCCAGUCAAGGCCUCCCCCUAACUCUGACUGCUAGUCCCACAGUAACUCUGACAGCUGCUUCUCCUGCUUCUCCUGAACAGAUCAUUGUUCAUGCUUUAUCCCCAGAACAUCUGUUGAACACAAGUGAUAAUGUCACAGUACAGUGUCACACACCAAGAGUCAUCAUUCAGACUGUUGCUACAGAAGACAUCACUUCUUCCAUAUCCCAAGCAGAACUAACAGUUGGUGAUAUUCAGUCAUCUGAUUUUCCUGAACCUCCAGAUGCACUAGAAGCAGACACUUUCCCAGAUGAAAUUCAUCAACCUAAAAUGACUAUAGAGCCAUCAUUUAAUGAUGCUCAUGUAUCCAAAUUCAGUGACCAAAAUAGCACAGAACUGAUGAAUAGUGUUAUGAUCAGAACAGAAGAAGAAAUCUCUGACACAGACCUUAAACAAGAAGAAUCACCCUCUGAUUUAGCCAGUGCUUACGUUACUGAGGAUUUAGAGUCUCCCACCAUAGUAGAACAUGUUGAUCAAACAAUUGAUGAUGAAACAAUACUUAUCGUUCCUUCACCACAUGGCUUUAUCCAGGCAUCUGAUGUCAUAGAUACUGAAUCUGUCUUGCCUUUGACAACACUAACAGAUCCCAUACUCCAACAUCAUCAGGAAGAAUCAAAUAUCAUUGGAUCAUCUUUGGGCAGUCCUGUUUCUGAAGACUCAAAGGAUGUUGAGGAUUUGGUGAACUGCCAUUAGGUAAUUCUUAGAAACAGUUCAAACAAAGGAGCCACACUGUUAAAUUACAGUAUCUCCAAAGAAAUAGGAGCAACUCCCAAGAGGCUUAAUUUACCAUUCUUCUAGCCUUUACAUAGUUACAGUGCUUAAGCUGUGCACAUUGUUGCUGCUGUGACUUUUUACCUUCUUUUAUCAUCUGAGGUCCAGUUCUAUGGCAGUGCAUAGUUGAAGGGAAUAUGGGGGAUUUUAACUACAUGGAUCCCUGUGUUUAGUGUUAUUUGUCAGGAACGAGUUUCAUUCACUUUGGCUCUGAGAAGUUUUUAAAUCACCAAACUUAACUCUGUGGUUUACAAGCAGUAAUAUUCAUCUCUACAGAUUAAACAUAGCACUCGAUCCAGUCUCAAGUAGGCCUGGUUAUAUUUCUUAUCAGCAUGGUCUAGAGCUUAUCAGUGACCUUCAAAAGAUUUAAAUAGCAUUAGCUUGAGAUUUGACCAGCAUACAAAUACAGGAAACCUACAUGACUGUGUGGCAGUUAAUUGUGGUUAACUCACUGUUGGCAGAGGGGAGCUGAUUUAAGCAGGGUAAAAGAGAAGCAUUAAGAGUCAAGAAAAUUCACUACACGUUUUUUUUUUUUAAUUAUUAUUAUUACUUUUAAAGGGAAUAUGGAUAAAAGUAGUAACAAAACCCGACAGUAACUAAGCAGUUUUGCAGUUUUCACCCCCUCAUGAGAAACCAGUCAUUAGUUUACAGUUAGGCACUUUGACAUAAAAUUAAACAGGGGAAGAGGUAACUUUACCUGAAUCUAAUGCCAUGGCUAUUUAUUACAUGUUUUGCUAUAUAAAUUCUCCAGAAAAUAGUUGAGGGGGGUAUUAGAGUAUGUCAUUCACUUAGUGCAUUACCUGGUAGGGGCACAAUAUAACUUCUCCCUUUCAGGCAAUUUUAAAAACAAAAUUUGCUUGUGUAACAAGGAAACAAAUCAAGAGUCAUUCCUAAGGGGUAAGCCAAAACCAGCCUCUAGGGCUUUAAUGAAUAUGAUCCCUAUAGAAAAGUCAAAAAAAAAAAAAAAAACUUGUAUAAAUUAUUUUAUUUAUUACUGUAAUUAGAUCUUCAUAAUCAAAGUUGUCUUUUCACUGUCUGUUUUGUUAACGUGAAAUUGUAGUUAUGAACAAAAGUUGGUUGCCUAGGGAACAAUAAUUGUAUAUUCAGUUUAACAGAAAUAAAAGAAUAUUUGUCUUAAAAU